AUGGUGUUGUUACAGGAAUCUCUGACAUUUCACGAUGUGGCCGUGGACUUCACCUGGGAGGAGUGGCAGCUCCUGGACCCCCAUCAGAAGAACCUGUACAAGGAUGUGAUGUUGGAGAAUUUCAGCCACCUGGAGUCAGUGGGGUGUCAAGCCAGCAAACCAGACGCGCUCUCCAAGUUGGAACGAGGGGAAGAACCAUGGACAGCACAGGAUGAGCUCCACUGUGUAGUCUGUGCAGAACUCAGGAAAUAUGAUUCUCUGCAGUGUCACUUGCAAAGUCAAAGCAUUCGGAAGAAUGUGGAACGAUGCUGUGAACAUAUAUUUGCAGAUAUUAAUCAGAGCAGUGGUCAUUUCCUAUUAAAGCAAAAUCACGAUACUUUUGAGAGAAGUGAAAAACCUUUAAAACCAAAUUUAUGUUUUGAAAACCAGAAUAGAAGCCAUAACUUAAAAAACUCUAUUGAGGUGAAUGGAGAUGGUACAGCCAUUAUGCAUGCUGACCGUGAAGAAAUUUACACUGAAAUCACAUUGCCUGUCAGUACCAAACCUAUUAAUAAGAAGUCCCAGAUCAACACAGAGAAAGUCCACGGAUGCAUUGAGUGUGGGAAAGCCUUCAUCAAGAUGUCUCAGCUCGUUCGUCAUCAGAGAGUUCAUACUGGAGAGAAACCUUAUGGAUGCAAUCUGUGUUGGAAAUCCUUCAGCAGAAAAUCCAGGCUCACUGAACAUCAGAGAAUUCACACAGGACUGAAACAGUAUGAAUGCACUGAAUGUGACAAAACUUUCCUCAAGAAAUCACAAUUCAAUAUACAUCAGAAAACUCACAUGGGAGAGAAACCUUAUAUGUGUAGUGAAUGUGGGAAAACAUUCAUCAGAAAGUUUUGGCUUAUUUGUCAUCAGCGAACUCACACAGGUGAAAAGCCCUAUGAAUGUAGUCUAUGUGGGAAGUCCUUCUGCACAAAGUCUAAUCUCAAUAAACAUCAUCGUACUCAUACAGGAGAGAAACCCCAUGGAUGUCGUCUAUGUGAGAAGACCUUCCGUACAAAGUCUAAUCUCAAUAGACAUAAAAAAACUCAUACAGGUGAGAAAUCUUAUAUAUGCAGUCAAUGUGGAAAAGGCUUUAUCGAGAAAAGGCGUCUUAUUGCACAUCAUCAUACUCAUACAGGAGAGAAGCCCCAUGGAUGCAAUUUAUGUGGUAAGACCUUCUCUACAAAGUUUAGUCUCACUAUACAUCAGAAAACUCAUACAGGAGAGAAGCCUUAUAUAUGUAGUGAAUGUGGUAAAGGCUUUAUCAAGAAGAGUCGUCUUAUUGUGCAUCACCGAUCUCAUACAGGAGAGAAACCUUAUACAUGCAGUGAAUGUGGGAAAGGCUUCUCAAUGAAGCUUUGCCUUAUUGGACAUCAGCGAACACACACAGGAGAGAAGCCCUAUGUAUGUAGUGUAUGUGGAAAAGGCUUCACCAUGAAGCGUGAUCUCACUGUACAUCAGCGAAGUCAUACUUCAAAUAAACCGUAUAUGUGCAGUCAAUGUGGAAAAGGCUUCAUUGUGAAGCGUGGUCUGAUUAUACAUCAGAGAGUGCACACAGGAGAGAAACCCUAUGUGUGCAGUGAAUGUGGAAAAGGAUUUCCAGUGAAAAGGCAGCUGAUUGUACAUCAACGGACUCAUACAGGAGAGAAACCUUUUUUAUGCAGUGAAUGUGGGAAAGGCUUUUCAACAAAGCAUUGCCUUAUUGGACAUCUGCGAACUCAUACUGGAGAAAAGCCCUUUCUAUGUAUUGUGUGUGGAAAAGGCUUCACCAUGAAGCGUGAUCUCACUGUACAUCAACGAAGUCAUACUUCUGAAAAACCAUAUAUGUGCAGUGAAUGUGGAAAAGGCUUCAUUGUGAAGAGUCGUCUGAUUGUACAUCAGCGAAUACACACAGAAGAGAAACCCUAUGUAUGCAGUGAAUGUGGAAAAGGCUUCCCACAGAAAAGGCAACUGAUGGUACAUCAGUGGACUCAUACAGGACAGAAACCUUAUAUAUGUAGUGAAUGUGGAAAAGAUUUCACAGCAAAGCAUAAUCUCAUCAGACAUCACCUAAAACAUGCAAUAGAGAAUCCCUAUGAAUGUAGUGUAUGUGGAAAAGGCUUCACCACAAAGACUGAUCUCACUUUACAUCAGCAAAUUCAUACUUAAGAGAAAAUGUAUGUGCAGUGACUGUGGGAAAGGCUUUACCACGAAGAGUCAUCUGUGUAUAUCAGCGCACUCAUACAAGAGAGAAGGUUAUAUAUGCGAGGACUAUAGCAAAGGCUUAAUUGGGAAAAGCAUGCUCGUUGCACAACUGUGAAUCCAUAUGAAAAGAAACUAUAUGCAAUGAAUGUGGAAAGAGCUUCAUUAUGUAAAGUAUUCAUCAGCAAACUCAUACUGCAGAGAAGUCAUACAAAUGCAAUAAAUGUGGUCAAGGCUUUAGGAAUUAGACAUGUCUUGUGCAACAUCAGAGAUUUCACUCAGGGAAGACGUCCUUUGCAUGUAUUGAAUGUGGAAAGUUCGCAUUGAGCAAAAAUGAUUUAAUUACCCAUCAGAGAAUUCACAGGGGAGAGAAAUACUAUGAAUAUGGGAAAGCCUUCACUACAAACUCAGGACUCAAUAUUCAUCAAAGAAAACAUACAGGAGGGAGGUAGUGUGAGUGCAGCAACUGUGAGAAAGCUUUUGCCCACUUGUCAAUUAUUGUUAAUCAUAAGUGAUUUCAUAGUUACUUUGGGGAAACCCUGUUGUCACUUGUAGGUCCUCAAGGUAAUAGUAUGCAAUGAAGAAUAACAAUGCAAAGAGAAAAAAUGAGUUAAUGUAAACAUUGUGUUACUGUCU
Molecule: messenger RNA, 2838 nt
Organism: Molossus molossus (Pallas's mastiff bat)
Lineage: Eukaryota; Metazoa; Chordata; Mammalia; Chiroptera; Molossidae
Product: zinc finger protein 615-like
Exons: 4
Coding region: 1-2169 (722 amino acids)
Biological process (GO): negative regulation of transcription by RNA polymerase II
Molecular function (GO): DNA-binding transcription repressor activity, RNA polymerase II-specific
Source: RefSeq, a predicted model, not a curated record